This is a messenger RNA of Dioszegia hungarica, 1071 nucleotides long. Its product is annotated as kinase-like domain-containing protein. Lineage: Eukaryota; Fungi; Basidiomycota; Tremellomycetes; Tremellales; Bulleribasidiaceae. Bases 1 to 1071 code for a protein of 356 amino acids. Gene Ontology annotation, molecular function: RNA polymerase II CTD heptapeptide repeat kinase activity; cyclin-dependent protein serine/threonine kinase activity; ATP binding. The transcript has 9 exons. Gene Ontology annotation, biological process: protein phosphorylation; positive regulation of transcription by RNA polymerase II. The record is from RefSeq and is a predicted model, not a curated record. Gene Ontology annotation, cellular component: nucleus; transcription factor TFIIK complex; transcription factor TFIIH holo complex.
AUGGAUCUCGCAGCGGUACAAAACACACAGCGAGCAGAGAGAUGGGACAAGGGCAUCAAGAUUGGAGAGGGAACAUUCGCCAAUGUCUACAAAGCAGGCAAGGAAAAGGCAACAGGUCGGACAGUCGCCAUCAAGAAGAUCAAGGUCGGCGAGAUGAAGGAUGGCCUCGACAUGACGGCCCUGCGUGAAGUCAAGUUUCUGCAGGAAUUGCACCAUCCCAACAUCAUCUCGCUGCUUGAUGUCUUUUCCGUCAAGCAAAACAUCAACCUCGUCCUCGAGUUUCUGGAUACCGACCUCGAAGCGGUCAUCCGGGACAAGUCCCUCAUCUUUCAGAACGCCGACAUCAAGAGCUGGACGGCCAUGUCUUUGCGUGGAUUGGAAUAUAUCCACCGGAGCGGCGUGCUGCAUCGGGAUCUCAAACCAAACAAUCUGCUCAUUGCGAGUAAUGGUGAUUUGAAGAUUGCUGAUUUUGGGCUGGCGAGGGAGUUUGGGGAUGCUGGGAGCAAGAUGACUUGCCAGGUGAUCACUAGGUGGUAUCGGCCUCCGGAGCUGCUCUGGGGGUCCCGUCACUACUCGGCUGCUGUCGAUAUGUGGUCUAUCGGGACCAUCUUUAUCGAGCUUAUCCUUCGGGUCCCUUUCUUGUCUGGCGAAUCCGAUAUCGACCAACUGAAAAAGACCUUUCAUGCUAUGGGGUCGCCGACCGAGGAGGACUGGCCAGGCCAUACGAAGCUACCCGACUAUCACGAGAUACCUGGCUACCCAAAGAAUCCCUGGUGGAAUAUGAUUCAGUCUAUUGGGCGGGACGGGCAAGAGUUCGCGAGGGAGUUGUUGCGAUAUGAUCCGAUGGCACGACCGGCUGCAAGAGAGGCACUCGCGCAUGGUUUCUUUACAUCGCUGCCUAGACCGACGCCAUCUCUUAACCUGCCCAAGCCACUGGCAGAGCUGCGGCCACGGGCGCUGGCGCCAGACGAGACGAGAGGGAAGCCGUUGACGAGCGGAGGGACGAAGCGAAAGGCCGAGUCGCCGACCGUGGAGCGUCAUAGAAGUGUAGCUAGAAAAUUAUUCGCAUGA